Trematosphaeria pertusa is the source of this 1575-nucleotide messenger RNA. RefSeq lists its product as uncharacterized. The coding region runs from base 1 to 1575 and encodes 524 amino acids. Gene Ontology annotation, cellular component: membrane. The record is from RefSeq and is a predicted model, not a curated record. Gene Ontology annotation, molecular function: transmembrane transporter activity. The transcript has 4 exons. Gene Ontology annotation, biological process: transmembrane transport. Lineage: Eukaryota; Fungi; Ascomycota; Dothideomycetes; Pleosporales; Trematosphaeriaceae.
AUGUCGCGCUCAUCUACGUCAAUCGAAUUGGAGCCGUAUCCGGCGUCUGUACUAAUUACGCAGCCCCCAAGCCUUCAUGUGAAGGGCUAUGGCACACCUCCGCUGACCGAGGAUCUUCGACCCAUCAAUGCGCCUGCUCAUGCAGUAUCGGCUGAGCAAACCGAAAACCCGACAAAGGGCACGACAACGAUCGUGCUAGUCACAGUAGUAUGUGUCACUGGCAUCUCCAGUCUGCUAGCUGGAUUAGUCACAGUAGGCCUGCCUACUAUGGCCACCGAAUUACAGAUUCCGGCAAAUGUGUUGCUAUGGCCCAUCUCAAUAUAUGCCUUGACAUGCGGAUGCACGCUGCUUCUCCUGGGCUCCGUUGCAGAUGUGGUUGGCAGUAGACCAAUGUAUCUCACUGGCUGCAUUCUGCAAUCUGGGUUUACGCUCGCUUGCGGCCUUGCACAGACUAGCACACAGCUCAUCAUCUUCCGGGCAUUUGCUGGUAUCGCCAUUUCCUUCUGUCUUCCCUCUGCUGUUAGUAUCAUCACGAGCACUUUCCCUGAAGGCAAGCGUAGGAAUAUCGCUUUUGCUUCCAUGGGCGGCGGGCAACCGAUUGGGUUCUCUCUGGGACUUACACUUGGAGGCGUGUUCUCGGACACUAUUGGAUGGCGAUGGGGAUUCCAUAUCGCUGCCAUCAUCAACACGAUUAUCUUCAUUGUCAGCUUCUUCGGGUUGCCGAAGAUCGAUGAAGAGCAGCCUCACGUAUGGAGACGUCUCGCUACGGAGAUUGACUGGGUAGGAAUCGUGAUCGGCAGUACGUCUCUGGCGAUGCUGUCUUACUCAUUCGCCCUCAUCAGCGAAAGUACAUCCAGCAUCCGGAAGCCCACGACUCUAGCAAUGUUGAUCAUCUCUAUCGCUCUAAUUCCCACUUUCAUUCUCUGGGUCGGUCGUCAAGAGAACCUCGGCAAACCUGCCGUAAUCCCCAAUUCACUCUGGCGCAACUGUAUAUUCACGACAAUCUGCAUCGGCGUCUUUAUGACAUGGGGCGACGUGCAGCAGAUCUCCGCCAUUCAGACCUCGGUCCGCUUCCUGCCUGCACCGAUUUCCGGCGCCCUCGCUAAUCUCGUUAUGGGGCUUAUUGCGCACAAGGUGCGUGCGGACUGGGCUGUCAUCUUCGGCAUCGCGAUGACGAGCAUAGGCGCGUUGUUGAUGUGCAUUAUUCAGCCUGAGUGGGCGUACUGGGCGUGCGCGUUCCCGGCCGUGUUCCUCAACCCGAUCGGUGCGGAUGCGCUCUUUACGGUGUCGAACCUCGUCAUCACUUCCGUAUUUCCGUCAAGGACACAAGCGCUCGCCGGGGGUGUAUUCAAUACUAUUGCGCAGAUUGGGAAGAGCGUGGGCCUCGCGACGAGUGGCGUCAUCGCCGCGAGCAUCACUGAGCAGAGCAAGGUGGUAGACAAGGAGAGUCCAGACGCCCUGAUGGAAGGAUACCGGGCAGCUUUCUGGUAUUUGUUUGCCGGUAGUUGCGCGACGGGGUUGCUGUUCAUUUGGGGCUUGAGGGGCAUUGGAAGGGUUGGUGUUAAGAGGGAGUAA